UCAGCUACUUAUAGCGGGACUGUGGUGGGCAUUCUGACACUGGGGGGGGGGGGGGACUGACUUGGUGUCACUGGCAUCCCCAGUGACACCAAUACAGUGAUCAGUGCUAAAAAAAAAAGCACUGACACUGUACUAAUGGCACUAGGCAGGAAGGGGUUAACAUCUGGGGCGAUCAAAGGGUUAACUGUGUGCUGUUUUACUAGGGGGUGGGGUCUGUGUGCUUCACUUGUCAGCACACUGCUUUGUAUGGCUGUGGCAGAGCCAUCUAAAGCAGUUGUGCAGGAGCUGACAGGGAGAGAUCAGCACUGUUUACAUACAGACCUCUCCCCUGUCAGUGAUACUCGGCGAUCACUGAGUGCUGGUGAGGAAUCA
Molecule: messenger RNA, 372 nt
Organism: Staurois parvus
Lineage: Eukaryota; Metazoa; Chordata; Amphibia; Anura; Ranidae
Source: the annotation of a GenBank genome assembly